AUGCGACGGUAAUAUCCAGGCUUGACUACUGUAAUUCGCUCUAUGCGGGGCUGCCCUUGAAGCUGUCCCAGAAACUCCAGCGGGUGCAGAAUGCUGCAGCGAGGCUCCUCACGGGGUCCCUGCCAUGGCAGCAUAUUCACCCAGUGCUUUUCAAGCUGCACUGGUUCCCGGUGGAGUACAGGGUCAGAUUUAAGGUGCUGCUUUUGACCUUUAAAGCCCUUCAUGGCCUAGGACCCUCGUACCUAUGGGACCGCCUCUCCCGGUCUGCCCCACGGAGAGCCUCAAGGUCCAUAAAUAGCAACACCCUAGUGGUCCCGGGCCCUAAGGAAGUUAGAUUGGCUUCAACCAGAGCCAAGGCCUUUUCAACUCUGGCUCCGGUCUGGUGGAACGCUCUGCCUCAUGAGACCAGGGCCCUGCAGGACCUUUCUUUCCGCAGGGCCUGUAAGACAGAGUUGUUCCGCCUGGCCUUUGGCUUGGAGCCAAUUUGAUUCCCUCCCUCUCUUUCUUUUUUCUUUUCCUUCUCCUCCUGCGAUGAGGCUACAUUUUAAUAUUUUAAUGUUUCAAUAUUUUAAUGUUGUAUUUUUAAUUUUGUUUUUAAGUUGUAAUCAUUUAACUUGUUUUUAUUAUUGCUUGUAAGCUGCUCUGAGCCCGGCCUUGGCUGGGGAGGGCGUGGUAUAAAUAAAAAUUAUUAUUAUUAUUAUUAUUAUUAUUUGCCCCAGUGGGAAAACCCACAAGCAGGAUCGGAGCACAAGAGCCAUCUAGCAACUGGGAUGCAGAAACACUGCUGCGUCCAACUGGGGAUAGCAGCCAUCGAUAACUGUCUCCACCAUGAAUUUGUCCAAUCCUAUAAUAAUAAUAAUAAUAAUAAUAAUAAUAAUAAUAAUAAAUGUUUAUUUAUACCCCACCCUUCCUGGUUAAAAAACCAGGCUCAGGGCGGCUAACAGCAAAUAUAAAACAUUGAUUAAAAUACGACUUAAAAACAGCAUAAAACACAACAUAAAAUGCAGCAUCAAUAUCAAUAACAUUCAAAAAUUCAGCGGUAAUUCUUUGGGGGGAAACAAACAAACCCCAGUCAGUAGACAUCAAAUGAUCACCAGGGCUAACUGGCCAAGUUGGUCCUACUAUGGCCUAACCCGAAAGUCCGUUGCCCUGUUGUUAUCUUUUCAUUUAGCAGCCUAACAGCCCACGGAUAGAAGCUCUUGUUUACCCUGUUGGUGCGACUAAUCCUGAUUCUACAUCUUCUGCCCGAGGGCAGGAGAUCAAGAAAGUGCCGGCCAGGGUGUGAAUCAUCCCUGAUAAUUUUCUUCACUCUCCUGAGGCAACGUUCUUCCGCAAUGUCAUCCAGCAGAUUCUCGGGACAGCCCAUAAUUUCUUGUGCUGUAUUCACCACCCUCUGUAGGAAGAUCCUGAAGCUGAGGCUCCAAGACUUUGGCCACCUCAUUUGAAGAGAAGACUCCCUGGAAAAGACCCUGAUGUUGGGAAAGAUGGAGGGCGCAAGGAGAAGGGGACGGCGGAGGACGAGAUGGUUGGACAGUGUUCUCGAAGCUACGAACAUGAGUUUGACCAAACUGCGGGAGGCAGUGGAAGACAGGAGUGCCUGGCGUGCUCUGGUCCAGGGGGUCACGAAGAGUCGGACACGACUAAACGACUAAACAACAACAACAGUUCAGACUGCGCAAGAAAGGAAAUGGCAGGGCCAAGAGAGGAGAGUCAGACAGACAAAGAGAGGAGUUUGCCUGAAAUCCGGUGCCAGCUCUAAGAGGCUGAGGUCCCUGAAGGAAGGUGAGGACAGGUGACCUCACCUAGGCUCGAAGUCACCCCCCACCAAAGCAGGCUCAAAGCUUCUCAAAGCUUUUCAAAAUCAUUUUCUCAGCAGCUAAGCAUCGGAAACAUUCCGCUCUGCUGUAACAAAAGGUAGAGAACAGUCCGUUGUUUCUCAGGCCUUUCUCAUGUCUUCUAGCCUUGCUAAAGAACCACAAUGCAACUUACUUUCUGUCCAGGAACCAUGCUAGAACAAGAGAUUGAAACAUAUUUGAACACUCUGAAACCCCUUUCCUGGGAAGGGUGCCAAGAGUCCACAAUAGUCCCAAGACAGCUUUCUGUUCAUGCUCAGAGGAACUCCUGAGGGAGGAGAAAGGGGGAGGGAACUGGAAAGGGGUAUAUAUGCUUGUGCACAUGAUUGUGAAGUCGUGCAUGCUUUUCGUGACUUAUCACACUUGCUCCUUCUACCAGUUCAUGGAUGGUAGAAAUAAAAGCCUUUUCUCCGAAACUAUUCCUUGAGUGUCUGUUGACUCCCACUUCCCUUUCCCAGGCGCAAUAUUUUUCCCACCCGAGGGCAAAGCCUCAUAAGGCUACAUUUCUUUGCCCUUCCCGAUAAAAUAUUUGAGGGGGCUGGGCCCCCCCAAGGUUGAUGGGCAUUGCCAUUCAAAUGGUAUGGGUGAGGCCCGUCCUGUGAUCACUUAUGUGGGGUUGGGGCUUACCUGCCCCCCAAUAUUUUAUUCAAGUUGGCACUCCUGCUCCUGAGGUCCACACUCUUAGCAGCAUAAGGAAGAGCCCCCAUUGUACCCAUGGCUUUGUUUUGGCCCUCUCUCCAAAGUCUCUGUCUGCUUUCAGGGCUCAAAAAGGCCCUAAAAGCAGACAGGGCCUGCGGGAGGCCGUGGAAGACAGGAGGGCCUGGCGUGCUCUGGUCCAGGGGGUCACGAAGAGGCGGAUAUGACUAAACAACAACAAUACGUUUGUUGUUAUUGUUUAUCUGUUUAUUGUUCCUUUCCCCCCCCCUAUAAUAAUAAUAAUAAUAAUAAUAAUACUAUAAUAAUAUCUUUAUUGUCAUUUGCUUCUCUUGGGGACAACGAAAUUACUUGACUGCUCCAUAAAAACACUAAUUAAUCAAUACAGUAUAAUACAGCAAAGGAGAUUAGAUGACUUUCAAAGUCUGGGCUUCCCAUUCAGGGCCGAGAUCGCUCUGGAGAAGAAGCUGUUCUUAAGACCGGCUCAUUCUUGUCUUCAUCGUCCUGUAUCUCCAGUCCCAGACAGCAAGAGCUCGAAGAGACAGUCACCAGGAUGCGAUGGAUCUUUUACUAUGUCCAGUGCCUUCCUAUGGCACCUUGUGGCAUAAAUCUGCUCUAAGGUGGAGAGUGGGCAGCCAACAAUGCUCUCUGCUGCCUUAACAACCCUGCACAACCCCAUCCUGUCCUGGGUACAGGACAUCCUUUCCCCCCUUUUUUCGUUCAUUCAUGUAUUUUUCUUUUUUUCUGUUUUUGUGUAUCAUUUUGCUUUGUGGUUUUUGUUAUUAUUGUGGACAAUCUAAUAUUUAUUAAUUUUUUUAAAAAAGAAAAAACUCUGAAAUGAAGAAUUUUCAUUUUGGAAAAAGAGCGACUCGCUGAGAGUUUUUCUCCUCCGCCCGCGGAACCCCCCCCCCCCCCGGGGUGGAUCUCAUUCGCAAGGACCCCGCGCAUCUUCCGCGGCUGGGAUCUCCAUCUCCCGCAGCGCCCCCUGCAGGCGGCCAGCCCGCCCUGCGCGGCCCGCCCGUCUGCGGCAGGGGGAGGGGCCCGCCGCGCCCUCGCCCAAUCGCUCGUCGGGGGAGGCGGGGCUUCCCUUCGCUGCCUGUCUCUCUCUUUCGGCCCGCCUCCUUCCGGCUCCCCGCAAGAUGGCCGCCCGGCCGCGCGUGCGCAGUGAGGACGAGUACCGCCCUCUCGUCGCUUCCGCUGCCUGAGAGGCGAAGAAGGCGAGCGAGCGAGCGAGGCGGCUGCCGCUCCGUCUGUCCGUCCUCCGGCAGGUAUGUCCCUUUUGCCUCCGCCUGGAAUGCCGGAGAGGAGGGCGUGGAACGGGGAGGCCGCGGGGGCGGCGCGUCUGUCUCCCUCCCAGCAGACGAGGGAGCCUCUGGGCGCGUGCAGAGAGCCGCCCCCCCCCCGGCAGGAAAACACUCUGCGCAUGCUCAGGGGCGCCCUCUGCCGGCUUUGCCUAAAAGAGCUGCGGUACCUCGAGGUGGGGGGUUGUUGUGUGUGUGCGCAUAUAUAUAUACAUACGUAUGUAUGUAUGUAUGUAUGUAUUUUUUGUGUGUAUAUAUGUGUGUGUGUGUGCGCGCGCGCGCGCCUAUAUAUAUAUAUAUAUAUACACAUAUGUAUUUUGUGUGUGUGUGUGUGUGUGUAUAUAUAUGUAUAUGUGUGUGUCUGUGUGUGUAUAUAUAUGUAUAUGUGUGUGUGUCUGUGUGUGUGCGCAUAUAUAUAUAUAUGUAUUUUGUGUGUGUGUAUAUAUGUGUGUGUGUGUGUGUGUGUGCGCGCGCAUAUAUAUAUAUAUAUAUAUAUGUAUUUUGUGUGUGUGUAUGUGUAUGUGUCUGUGUGUGUGUAUAUAUAUAUGUAUGUGUGUGUGUGUGUGUGUGUGUGCGCAUAUAUAUAUAUGUGUGUGUAUUUUGUGUGUGUAUAUAUGUGUGUGUGUGUCUGUCUGUCUGUUUAUGUAUAUACAGUGGUACCUCGGGUUAAGUACUUAAUUCGUUCUGGAGGUCCGUUCUUAACCUGAAACUGUUCUUAACCUGAAGCACCACUUUAGCUAAUGGGGCCUCCCGCUGCCGCCACGCCGCCAGAGCACGAUUUCUGUUCUUAUCCUGAAGCAAAGUUCUUAACCUGAAACACUAUUUCUGGGUUAGCAGAGUUUGUAACCUGAAGCGUAUGUAACCUGAAGCGUAUGUAACCCGAGGUACCACUAUAUGUGUGUGUGUGUGUGUGCAUGCAGUCUUUUGUGUAUAGAUAGAUGUGUACCUCUUUGUGUACUUGUACUGCAUCGUUGUCUCCCUCUCCUCCCUGCGUGCAUGCACACAACCACCCCGCGAGGUAGGACAGGGACGAGGCAGGCCAUGUGUGAGUGUCUUCCAAGGCCACAACUGAGUAGGAGGAUCCGGGCCCUGGUCUCCCCCCCCCCCCAGGUGCUAGUCCAGCACCCUCAGCACUCAGCUUUGGGGGUGGCCCCUGAGCACUCAACCCCCCAUCCAUCCCCUAUGAACCACAUGCUCAUCUCAGCCAUCCUGGCAGCACAGUAUUGGGGAGUCCCCGAGACCUCUGGAAGCGACAGAGUUGAAGGAGGCUGCCCUUUCGGAUCCCCAGCCUUAAGCAUGUCUGCAUCUGCCUCCAUCCUUUUUGAGGUCUCCCUCCCUCCUCUUUCAUUGUAAUCUGCUGAGAGGCAGAGGCCUGACUUGUGAUCCCCUAAAAUGCAUAAACCGCCUGUGGUUGGAUAACAUGGCAUUCGGUCCAGAGUUGGCAUUUGGGGCAAAUCUUUUUUCUGACACCAGCUCAAAAGUUGCGGGGCUCUGCUUUUCACUCCACGGUCCGCGGCAGCAACGCUUCAUCCGAAGAUCUCGGGACGGUUCACAGCAUAAAAAUACAAGAUAAAAACAAAAAAUACAUUUAACAAGUACAGUGGUACCUCGGGUUAAGAACUUAAUUCAUUCUGGAGGUCCGUUCUUAACUUGAAACUGUUCUUAACCUGAAGCACCACUUUAGUUAAUGGGGCCUCCCACUGCCCCUGCACAAUUUCUGUUCUCAUCCUGAAGCAAAGUUCUUAACCCAAGGUACUAUUUCUGGGUUAGCAGAGUCUGUAACCUGAAGCGUCUAUAACCUGAAGCGUCUGUAACCCGGGGUACUACUGUACAAAGAAAGAAACAACCAAUGACCCCCUCUUGGCUUUCUAUUUAGAGUUUAGCUCCCCUCACUUUCCUCCCCUUUUUGGUCACUGUUAGGAGAUGGAAGGGUGGAGUGCAUGAAACCCUGAUCAGUGAAGCAAUUGCUUUGCUACAUAUUCAUAGUAUUUUAUUUUCUUAGCAUUAAUUGAGUCCCUGGAUUUAUUUGUGACUGUUGUGUCUUUCCCUUGCCCCCAUCCGGCCAGCUCAACCCAGGUGCCUGCAGUGGGGAUCAUGGAGAACUAUCAGAAGUCCAAGACUGUGGAGAAGCCGUCGCCUCUUCCCUUCACCAACUUGCCCUCCGAUAUAAUUGAAAUGAAAGUGAAGGACGGCAGCAAAAUCCGGAACCUGAUGGGCUACGCCAUUGGCAAGAUGGAGUCGGAGGCCAUGCGGCAGGUCCUCUUCAGUGGCGCCGGCAAGGCCAUCAGCAAGACCAUCACCUGCGUGGAGAUCAUGAAGAGAAGGCUCCAAAACCUCCACCAGAUCACCAAAGUGUUCUUUAGGCAAACGGAGGAGAUCUGGGAGCCCAUUGUGCCAGAGGCCGGCCUUGAUUCUUUGACUGUGAAGCGGAAUAUUCCUGCCAUUUGUGUCUUGCUGAGCAAAGAUCCGCUGGACGCUCAAGAGCCAGGCUACCAGGCUCCCGGGUCUUUUGACGCCUUCUGGUUAGAAACGCUGAAAGCAUCAGAGUCCCAGGGCCAGGCCAAGAGGAAGCAGGGGGGAGGCAGAGGGGCCGCUCACGCUCGGAAGCUUCCCCGCUCUGGUAGACGGGAGGACUCUUACAAAAAGCCCUGA
Molecule: messenger RNA, 6460 nt
Organism: Podarcis lilfordi (Lilford's wall lizard)
Lineage: Eukaryota; Metazoa; Chordata; Lepidosauria; Squamata; Lacertidae
Source: the annotation of a GenBank genome assembly